Galeopterus variegatus (Sunda flying lemur) is the source of this 2003-nucleotide messenger RNA. It is a transcript of the gene ABITRAM, whose product is annotated as family with sequence similarity 206, member A. Gene Ontology annotation, biological process: dendrite morphogenesis; regulation of filopodium assembly; regulation of actin filament polymerization. The record is from RefSeq and is a predicted model, not a curated record. Gene Ontology annotation, cellular component: dendrite; nucleus; lamellipodium. The transcript is spliced from 6 exons. Gene Ontology annotation, molecular function: actin monomer binding; actin filament binding. Lineage: Eukaryota; Metazoa; Chordata; Mammalia; Dermoptera; Cynocephalidae. Bases 403 to 948 code for a protein of 181 amino acids.
GCUGACCGCGCAAUGGUGACGCGUGAGAGAAGCAGACUGGACACGCGCCGAGCGGCGCGGGCGUGACGUCACUAGACGGAGGAGGCGUGGCCGGGCAGGGGCGGCUUCCUAGGUCGCUCGCAGCGCAGGCCUUCUUUGUAGCCCUGGCAAGUUAGAGGUACAAAAGCUGCGCUGGCCUCCGCCCCCUAUCCCUCUGCCCUCAGCCCACCCUACUGUAUUUGAUCAUCGCUUUGACGGAACCCAAAGCACCUUAAUCGACGGAGGUGGGCGGAGCCUUUGGGUCCGGGGAGCAGCGCGCGUGCGCCCAACGCUGGCCGCGCUCCGGAAGGACACUCCUAGUCGGGCCUGCCCGGAGGAAGCGCUCCGGCCCCGGAGGGCGGGGUAGCGGCGCCGCAGGUCGCCAUGGCUACCGAGCCCGAGGCCACGGAACCGGCUGUGCCGUCGCUCGUGGAUCGUUACUUCACGCGCUGGUACAAAGCGGAUGUCAAAGGAAAACACUGUGAGGACCACUGUAUAUUACAGCACUCUAACCGAAUAUGUGUCAUCACAUUGGCAAGAUCUCAUCCAGUUCUUCAAAGUGGAAAAACAAUUAAAAGCAUUUCCUAUCAGAUCAGUACUAAUUGUAGCAGACUUCAGAACAAGGUCUCUGGAAAAUUUAAACGGGGGGCACAGUUCCUAACAGAACUUGCACCUCUAUGUAAGAUUUACUGUUCAGAUGGAGAAGAAUAUACCAUAUCUAGCUGUGUUAGAGGACGGUUGAUGGAAGUGAAUGAAAACAUUCUCCAUAACCCGUCUCUUCUUCAAGAAAAGCCAUCCACUGAAGGCUACAUUGCAGUUGUGUUACCCAAAUUUGAAGAAAGUAAAAGCAUAACAGAAGGCUUACUGACACAAAAACAAUAUGAAGAAGUUGUAAUGAAACGCGUUAGUGCCACAACAGCUAUGUCGUGAGGAUGGAGUAAAAAGCAACUCGGGAUUCUUAUCCUUACCAGGCCUAAACCAUCAGUGCACUAAAGAAGAAACAGUACAUGUGCAGUAUACGUCACACCCAGCUGUCCACAGUGGAGGCCUGAUCCUUCACGUAACCUAGUCUUCCCUCUUCGUCCUGCAUAACAAACCUUGGUUCCCAUUUGCCUUCCACCUCCCAGGUCUGCCCUGCCAAUGUCCACACUCUGUUAUUCUCUUGCUUCUCUCUAACAACUGGCAAGCAAGGGAUGAUUUUAUGACUAAAACCAAACAAACACAGCUCUUUGAGAAAAAUUGGAAAACACAGAAAAGUUUUAAGUGGCCAAGUAAAAAUAAAUUACCCAUCAUCCUAUAAACUGAAAGUAAAUACAACGAGGGUACUUCACAAAGUUCAUGGAAAAAUAGAAUUAAAAGAUAAUAUGAAUCUUUCCAUGAACUUUGUGAAGUCCCCUCAUACAUUUUGACAUACUUCUGUUUGAACAUUAUGGCAUGAUUAUGAUUUUUUGCCUCGAUUUUCUAUGAGUUUGAAGUUUAAAAAAAAGCUAACUGGCUUUUCUUUACCAUUCUGCUUCAGUGUGACACUACCGAAAAGCCAAGUCCCACCCUUCUGCCUCAACUCCUCUCCCUAUAGGUUGCAGGGAAAAGGCAGGCAUGUAGAGUGUACCUUCUCCUCCUUAUGCCAAUGGGAUGGCCUUCCCCUCUGAAACAAAGUAGAACUGUCAUGCUGUGACUUCUUAAAUGAAGGACACAUGAAAAGGCUUUGAAAAAUACAAAGGGCUUUCUUAGCAAAUGGAAAUAUAAUGCUUUGUUGAGCUGGUUUUUGCAAUAUGUACACUGUAGUCACUCAGUCUCACACAGUCUAGUUACAGGUAACCAACAAAGAAGUUACUGAGAAUACAUUAUUCAAAGGCACAGAUGCCUUUGAAUGGAACAAAGGCUUUCACAUCAUUUAAACUAAAAUAUAUAUAUAUGAGUGAAUUUAUGGUUUAAGAUUGGAUACGUAUUUACAUUGAAUUUCAAAUAAAAUUACUUUAAAACUU